Molecule: messenger RNA, 1434 nt
Organism: Pundamilia nyererei
Lineage: Eukaryota; Metazoa; Chordata; Actinopteri; Cichliformes; Cichlidae
Product: gap junction alpha-3 protein-like
Exons: 3
Coding region: 1-1434 (477 amino acids)
Biological process (GO): cell-cell signaling
Cellular component (GO): connexin complex
Molecular function (GO): gap junction channel activity
Source: RefSeq, a predicted model, not a curated record
AUGGGUGACUGGAGUUUUCUAGGGCGACUGCUGGAGAAUGCUCAAGAACACUCCACUGUGAUUGGAAAGGUUUGGCUCACAGUCCUCUUCAUCUUUCGAAUUUUGGUGCUGGGUGCAGCAGCUGAAGAAGUUUGGGGUGACGAGCAAUCAGACUUUACCUGUAACACACAGCAGCCCGGUUGUGAAAACGUUUGCUAUGACGAGGCAUUUCCCAUCUCCCACAUCCGUUUCUGGGUGCUGCAGAUCAUCUUUGUCUCCACACCAACCCUCAUCUACCUGGGCCAUGUACUACACAUUGUUCGCAUGGAGGAGAAGAGGAGGGAGAGGGAAGAGGAACUCAGAAAGGCCGGACGACACCAGGAUGACCAUGACCCUCUCUAUCACAAUGGAGUUGGUGAUGGUGGAGGGAAAAAGGAGAAACCCCCAAUUCGUGACGAACAUGGAAAAAUCAGGAUACGCGGGGCAUUAUUGAGGACCUACAUCUUCAACAUAAUAUUCAAGACUCUGUUUGAAGUGGGCUUCAUUCUGGGGCAGUACUUCCUGUAUGGAUUCCAGCUGAGGCCUCUCUAUAAAUGUGGCCGCUGGCCCUGCCCCAAUACUGUGGACUGCUUCAUCUCCAGGCCCACUGAAAAGACAAUCUUCAUCAUCUUUAUGCUGGUCGUUGCCUGUGUCUCUUUGGUCCUCAACCUGCUGGAGAUCUAUCACCUAGGCUGGAAGAAAGUAAAGCGAGGGGUCACCAAUGAGUUUGCACCUGACAGCGAGUCACUGAUUCUGGCUGAAGAUGAGCCCACAGACGCAGAGACGAUCCCUGAGCAGACCUCUCCUUUGGUGCUCGACUGUCUGCCGACAUUUGGCAGCGUGAGUGUGACGGGAGACGGGGCAGCUGAGGGAGGGGCCUACAGCCCACCAGAGUCUUCCCCUGCUGUGACCUCCUUAAACGCUGCGACCACCCCUGUGCCUGCUGGGAUGAAGAUGGACAACACGGCGUUCCACCCAGACGACUUCUUGUUGGAUGCUGCUUCUUUUUAUAGCAGCAGUGAGAAAGUGGGUGUUGGAAGUCAAGGACAGCUGGUGGUGAUGGAGCAGAACUGGAACAACAUGGUGCUGGAAGUCCACGAUCUGAAUGGAAAAAAUUCAGCCUCAGCCUCCUCCUCUCCUGAAGUGGAAAAGACCCCAACACCAGAGGAGCAGCAAUCUGCAUUUCCCACACUUCCGCGCAACACCCCUCUUUCUUCUCUCAUGCCAAAGGAGACGGCAAUGAAAGAGGAAACUGCUGUCAUCACAGCACCUAAGGUCCUGCACAAUGACUUCACUGUGGUAACCAGGGCGGAGAUGCAUCUGCCUCCUGCUGCUGCGGGGACAGACAACCGCAAGCCAAGUCGGGCCAGCAAGAGUGGCGGUGGACGAGCUCGCCCCGAUGACCUGGCCGUGUAG